Exophiala xenobiotica is the source of this 925-nucleotide messenger RNA. RefSeq lists its product as uncharacterized. The coding region runs from base 244 to 828 and encodes 194 amino acids. The transcript is spliced from 3 exons. The record is from RefSeq and is a predicted model, not a curated record. NCBI's taxonomy places the organism in Eukaryota, Fungi, Ascomycota, Eurotiomycetes, Chaetothyriales, Herpotrichiellaceae.
GCCAGCAUUCAUGUCAUGAUCCCUGUCGCUCUACAAUUGCCCGUUCUCAUUUGACGGCUGAUCUGAAUGCUCAAGAAACCCCAUGAGCAUAUCGUCAUUACUCGAUGCUGAAUGGGAACACACUUUACGUCACAUCGUAGACACGCGAGAGAUGGAGCAACAAAUGCGUUGUGUCUAUGACAUGCUCAUCGCUUGCCGGCUGGACUUCCGAGGUAUUUCUGGUACUAACUUUUGAAGCUCACCAUGGUCAAAGUAGCAGAGAACCGUGUCGUUGACCUAGACGUCUUUCCUGGUAAUCCCAAAGGCGACAAACUCGCCGAACAAACACAAGCUGCCAUUGCCGGCAAGAUUCCUCAGGACCAAGCCCAAGGAGUCUCCUCAAAUACCCAAAGUGCGGUCCAAGCACUCGGCGGCACAGUCGGCGGUGGCGUCAAAGGACUCGUCGACACAGUCGGCAACACAGUAGGAGCGCUCGGUGAAGGCGUGACUGGAACCGUUCAGGGCGUGGGUGACGGCCUCGGAAGCACAGUACAAUUCGCUGGAGGUGCUCUUGGCGCUGGUGCUGGAAAAGUCGGCGGCAUGUUCUCAGGCAAUAAACAAGCUGGCGCUGACGAAGCCGUCGAAGCUCAGAAGCAGAGGCUGCAACAAGCCACAGAGAGUUCCAAGGACAUCGAUUCAGAAGGAGUAGCAGGAACAUCUGUCGAGGAACACAGCAAAGACGCCAUGGCAGCAGCGAAGGAAACAGAUAAACAUAAUCAGGAUGCUGCUGGAGGACUGGCGGAGCAUGGUGACGAGAAGGUGAGAGGCGUGUCUUCAUCGUCCUCGUGAGUAAGACGAGAUCUCUGUAACGACAUAAGCACACGAGGUUGUCAGCCUAGCACAGCGUGCCUGUACGUCAGCAACAAAUCAGUAUGUUUCUUUAGUA